Tupaia belangeri chinensis (Chinese tree shrew) is the source of this 1047-nucleotide messenger RNA. RefSeq names its product methionine sulfoxide reductase B1 (gene MSRB1). The annotation marks the transcript as partial. Gene Ontology annotation, molecular function: peptide-methionine (R)-S-oxide reductase activity. Lineage: Eukaryota; Metazoa; Chordata; Mammalia; Scandentia; Tupaiidae. Gene Ontology annotation, biological process: protein repair. Gene Ontology annotation, cellular component: nucleus. The record is from RefSeq and is a predicted model, not a curated record. The transcript is spliced from 3 exons.
CGUGCCCACCCUGCCCCAGGUGUCUAUGUGUGUGCAAAGUGUGGCUACGAGCUCUUCUCCAGCCGCUCCAAGUAUGCACACUCGUCCCCGUGGCCGGCGUUCACUGAGACCAUCCACGCUGACAGUGUGGCCAAGCGCCCCGAGCACAAUCGCCCUGAAGCCUUAAAGGUGUCCUGCGGCAGGUGUGGCAAUGGGCUGGGCCAUGAGUUCCUGAACGAUGGCCCCAAGCGGGGACAGUCCCGGUUCUGAAUAUUCAGCAGCUCGCUGAAGUUCGUCCCUGCAGGCCAAGAAACUCCUGCCUCCCAGGGACACUAGGCGGGCAGUCCAGCCCUAGCUGCGAUGGCUGCACAUUCAGGCAGGGAGGUGGGCAAGGCUCACACCGCGGGAAGGCCCCCAAGGCCUCGGCUCCGGCUCCGAGGAGGGUCUCCUUGGGGAAAGCACAGUUGGCCGCUAGUGCGUGGCCGCCUGGCGCAGCCUUACCCUCCCACUGGGCGUGGCUUUUUGUCAUCCCCUUCCUUCUCCUCAGCCCGCCCCGCCUCCCUGUCUGGACCCACUCCUCUGGCUCCCCAUCCCAGGAUGGUUCUGCUUCUCACCCAAGCCUGUGCCCGCCUCCCGAGCUGUGUGAGGGGCAGACGGCAUGUGGAGGCGUCCUGGCCCGCUGCCCAGCCCUGGUCACUGCAUGAUCUGCUCUGGCUAAACCCUUCCAGGCCAGCCAGGGCGGGGAUGGUCCGUGGCCCGCUGGAGGCAGGCCAGCUGGCAGCUUUGGCCUCUGCGAGGGAGGAACCUGCCCUUGUUGCACAACCUGCUCAGAUGCAGCUUGCCUCACUCAGGCUGGGAAGCAGCCGUUGCUCCAUUUCCGUGGCACAGGCUGGGGACCCUGGUGUUCACGGGGACAGAGUUGUCCCUUCUCAGGACUCAGCCACUGUGCCUUACUGCACACGCUUGGGGCUCUGGCCGUCCAGGCGGGCGGGUGAUGCCGAAGCCCCCAGCUGUCUUCAGCCCUUUCCGAGUAAUCAGGCGGGACUUAAUAAACAAGUGUAGCCCAGA